AAUGAGAGAGAGAGAGAGAGAGAGAGAGAGAGAGAGAUCUCGACGGAAGAAGGGAGGACGACGAGUCAUCGUCUUCAUGGCGGGCUCUCGAGGGAGCUCCGGCGAUAGCCGUGGAGAUCCGUCGGUUAUUUCCAUCAUUGGUGGUGGAGUCUGCAUGAUGAAUCCUUCAUGGAGAGAUGAACAGCAUCCAUCUUUCAUCAAUUUUAUUUCUUCAUUUCUAUGUGCAAAUUCCUACCGCCUAAAUUUCCUUCCGAUAUCUCCUGACCUCAUUUUCAACAAUGGAGGACUGUCUGUAGCAUUCAUUUUUGAAACAAAUUGGGAUCCUAUCAGGGUUUCGUCUGUCUUUACCAGAGUUGAAGAGCUGAAGAGGCAAUUUAGGUUUCUGUAUGUUGUUGUUUCAGUUCCAACAAGAGAACAAAAUGAUUCUUUCAAUCAUUCAUACUUCAGGCACAACAUAGAACUUGGUAAUCCAACUUUUGUGCCUGUGUGUGAUCGAGAGAUGGGGUUUGAGAAGAUUGUGAAGAUAGCACAUGCUCGUGGAGUAUGUAAAAGACAAGAUGCGAUCAACACGAUGAAAGAUGAGCGUAAGCAAGCAGUCCAAGGAAUUGAUCGAUUCUUGAGAGUAGUCACCUCAAUACCAGGCAUAGAUGAACAUGACGCAAAUGCGCUUGUGCAAUCUCUUGGCUCUAUUGAAGCAAUAUCAAAAGCAUCCAAAAGCUUUAUUCUGGAGACGACAGAUCUUUCAGUUGAUAAAGCAGAGAGGAUUGUAAGUUUUUUCAGGGAUCCAAAGUACUAUCUCAGUCCCAAAAUUAAUUAAUACUAGGUAUGAUCUUGCAAACUUGUAGUAGCAUAUGAUACUACUCUCCUUUCCUCGUAGCAUAGUUAAGGCUAGUUUUCUUAACAUGUAUUAACUUUGUUGGAGAGAAUCUUUCAUUUGGUUUAUGCCAAAAAAUGCAAGACUGAAUUCUCACACCAUUUCAUCAAA
Zingiber officinale is the source of this 985-nucleotide messenger RNA. Its product is annotated as protein PARTING DANCERS homolog. Lineage: Eukaryota; Viridiplantae; Streptophyta; Magnoliopsida; Zingiberales; Zingiberaceae. Gene Ontology annotation, biological process: resolution of meiotic recombination intermediates. The record is from RefSeq and is a predicted model, not a curated record. The transcript is spliced from 8 exons. The coding region runs from base 2 to 817 and encodes 271 amino acids.